Molecule: messenger RNA, 1399 nt
Organism: Heterocephalus glaber (naked mole-rat)
Lineage: Eukaryota; Metazoa; Chordata; Mammalia; Rodentia; Bathyergidae
Source: RefSeq, a predicted model, not a curated record
GCCUGCCACAUACCUUGGGGUUUCCACCCACUCUGAUGAGAGAUGGCUCGGGAUUACUGCAGCCUGGGAACAAGCCUGAGAACCCCAACCCCAGGAGGAACCAGCCCAUCAACCUGAACCAUUAUGCCACCAAGAAGAGUGUGGCCGAGAGCAUGCUGGAUGUGGCACUCUUCAUGUCCAAUGCCACGCGGCUGAAGGCAGUGCUGGAGCACGGGCCAUCCUCUCACUACUACACCGCCCUCAUUGCCCUCAUCAGCAUCUCCCUACUGCUGCAGGUGGUCAUCGGAAUCCUUCUCGUGGUCAUCGCACGGCUGAACCUGAACGAAGUGGAAAACCAGUGGAGACUAAAUCAGCUCAACAACGCUGCCACCAUCCUGGUCUUCAUCACUGUCGUCUUCAAUGUUUUCAUCACAGCUUUUGGGGCACAGAAGCCUGGCUUCCUGGCCGCUGGGGCUGCCAGGGAUCCUCUCUGAAGCCACUGGGACCUAGGUGAGGGCCAGGAUGGGGGUUGCCAGGCCCGAGGGCUCGAAGCCAGCCCUGCACUCAGCUCGCAGGUGUGGGGUCAGAGGGAUGUCCCCUGCCAUGCAAAAGGGGAGCGUAUAGGUCUGGGAAUCUGGAGUGCUGAAACGGACACCACAGAGCCUGCCCUGGGUGCCCUUCUCCGUCACUGCUGGCACCUCCUUCAGUCUUGGGCUGAGACUUUUUCCCAGCCUGAGAUGGGCUUGGAGGCACUGUUGCUAGUGGCUGGCUCUGUCCCCUGGCAAGAUCAGAUGUGGACUUUCCCCUGGCCACUGCCCAGCAGCCCUGCAGCUCAGACUGUGGCCCACUGGCCAGCAGCAGCAGCAGCCAAACCACCAGGUGCUGGCUGGAAGUGCAGCCUCAUUGGCCCCAUUGUGGAGCUACUGAGCCAGCACCUGCAUUUCCGUAGGGUCCCCAGGUGAAGCAUCCUGUCCAGUUCUGUGCAAGUCCAGGCGUGGGCAGCACUGUCUGGCCUGCCCUCCUCAUUGCUCUUCCCUGCUUCCUCCACAGGAACCGGCCUUAGAACCCCUCCUGUCUCUUUCCUCCCAGAUCUUCCAGGCUCACAGGCAUUUUCCACAGCUGCUGGGAGAACUUCCAAAAGAGCUGUGUAGAUCCCUUUGGUUCCUGCCCACAGUACCUGAACUGAGAGGUUUUGCUGGGCUAAAUGAUCCCAUCCUGACCCGGAGCGCCGAGCUCAGACUCAGGCUCUCCCAACCCUUGUACCCAGGCAGCAGCCCCUGACGCAGAUGCGCUGCAGGCUGAGCAAGCCCAGCCUGAGGACUCAGGUUCCGACUCUGUCCCAUUCCAUCCCUCUGCUCCAGGCCUGUUUCUCUUUCUGUAAAAUGAAUUAUUUCUCUCCAUAAAGACCCCUGCAAAUCUA